Molecule: messenger RNA, 1356 nt
Organism: Parascedosporium putredinis
Lineage: Eukaryota; Fungi; Ascomycota; Sordariomycetes; Microascales; Microascaceae
Source: the annotation of a GenBank genome assembly
AUGAAGAAGUCUGCCGUCCUCCUGGCCGCCGCCUCCGCCGCCUCGGCGCAGCAAACGGGCUGGGGCCAAUGUGGCGGCAUCGGCUGGUCGGGCGCCAAGACGUGCAUCUCCGGCUGGACCUGCACGUACCAAAACGACUGGUACUCGCAGUGCAUCCCCGGCGCCCCUAACCCCGUCACCACCACCUCGACGACCGCCGCCCCGCCCACCACCCUCGUCACGCAGACCUCGGCGGCCCCGACCACCACCACCACCCCCGGCGGCGGCGGCGGCGACGGCGGCAGCACCACCUGCCCCACCACGCCCUCGGGACUAGGCACCUCCAACGCCAACCUCAACGACCCCUUCACCUUCCACUCCGGCGCCAAACUCAUGCAGCAGUACGAGCUCGGCACCCUCCCCGCCAAACCCACCGUGUCCGCCACCUACUCGGGCUCCACCCUCACCAUCACCUCCACCGCCAACGGCAAAUCCGCCUCCUUCUCCGUUACCGUCAACAAGCCCUCGGGCAACGGACCCUUCCCCGCCAUCAUCUCCUACGGCUCGUACGGUGCCUCCAUCCCCGUGCCCGCCGGCGUGGCCACCAUCCUCUUCAACAACGACGACGUCGCCCAGCAGCAGGACUCGUCCAGCUCCCGCGGCAAGGGCAAGUUCUACGACAUCUACGGCGCCGACCACUCCGCGGGCGCCCUCGUCGCCUGGGCCUGGGGCGUCGGCCGCAUCCUCGACGCCCUCGAGCUGACCAAGGCCCAGACCGGCAUCGACCCGGCCCGCGUCGGCGUCACGGGUUGUUCCCGCAACGGCAAGGGCGCCAUGGUGGCCGGCGCCCUGGAGCCCCGCAUCGCCCUCACCCUGCCGCAGGAGUCGGGUUCCGGCGGCGCCGCGUGCUGGCGCAUCUCCAACUGGCAAAAGAGCAACGGCCAAAACGUCCAGACGGCGUCCCAAAUCAUCACCGAAAACGUGUGGUUCAGCCGCAACUUCAACUCGUACGUCAACAACGUCAACUCUCUUCCCUUUGACCACCACAUGCUCGCCGGCCUUAUCGCGCCCCGCCCCAUGUACGCCAUGGAGAACCCCGACUUCGAGUGGCUCGGCACCAUGGCCACCUACGGCUGUAUGGCCGCCGCCAAGAAGCAGUGGGAUGCCCUCGGCGCCACCGAGGCCUUUGGCUACAGCCAGGUCGGCGGCCACAACCACUGCUCGUUCCCUAGCGCCCAGAGCAGCGAGCUCAACUCCUUUAUCAACAAGUACCUGCUCAACCAGAGCGUCAACACGGGCGUCCUCCGCACCGAUCAGACCUACAACAACUUUAACCUCAACACGUGGGCGUCUUGGUCCGUUCCGACCCUUCGCUAA